AUGUCUUACCCCACCUACACCGCAACCCAAAACCAGCGCAUGUGGAGUACAAACUUGCACCAGUGGAUCACCAUCUCCGCUCCAAGGCCAACCUACCCACCCCAACAAACGAGCAUGCCACAACACAUGAGCAUGCCGCAACACAUGAGCAUGCCACAACAGCUCCCUCCUCCCGGCGUCGCUGCCACUAAUUGCUUUCCUGCUGGUUUCGUCCCCAACCAGCAAUACCCUUCUCACAUGCCGGGUAGGUCACAACCCGGCGCCGUGAACGCUCCUGGCGUCGCUGCCACUAAUUGCUACCCUGCUGGUUUCGUCCCCAACCAGCAACACUACUCUCACAUGCCGGGUAGGCCACAGCCCGGCGCCGUGAGCACUCCUGGCGUCGCUGCUACUAAUCGCUAUUCUUCCCCCUACGCACAGCAGCCACAGAGGUUUAGUCAGCCUGUGGUUCAGACUGCUUUCGUCCCAAAGCCUAUGUUUCAGAAUGUUAGGAGGAACUUCACGCCUGGGUGGCAGCAGCAGAGUAGCAUCAUCGAUGCUACUACCAAUGGUCAGGUUUUCGACCUCACACGGGAUGAUGGCGGGGAGGUGCCUCCAACAUGGCCAACAACUCCCUCCGUCCCCGUUUCCUCCGCGCCUACCAAGAGGAAGAGGCAGUCAGGAGGCGAAGAUGAGGUACCAAAGGUACCAAAGAAGAGGGGCAGGCCUCCUAAGGCGAAGCCUAUGGACGAGGUGCCCAAGGUACCAAAGAAGAGGGGAAGACCCCCCAAGACUAGGCCGGUCGUCGUAGCCCAGGUACCAACUCCUGACACCACCACGACCACCACGACCACCACCCCCUCCUCAUUAGAGGACAAUUUCGCGUUCGAAGCCGCCCCGUUUGCCGACUUCAACGAGUACACCAUCGACCAAGGCGUCGAGGCAGGAACCCCCUGCCGCCUACAAGAGCGUGGGCAAGACAGCACCGAAGCUGUAGAAACCGUUGACAACCUCCCGGCCUUCUCUUUGCCCGCGUUUUCAGCGGCUGAGAGUAUAUGGGCGGACGCCCCGAUGUGCCAAGAACCUUGGAUCAGGGAUGUGGCGCCCGCUGACGACCUCCCGGCCUUCUCUUUGCCCGUGUAUACGGCGGCUGAGAGUAUAUGGGCGGAACCCCCGCUACCCCAAGAACCUGAGAUCGUGGAGCAGGGUUCCUUUGAGGAGCUCAUGGAUGCCUUUGAGGCUAGAGCUGCGGCGGAUGAUGGGCUUGCGAAUGCGGCAACAGACGAGUUUGUGUGCGGCUGGAACGAUAAUCUGGAGGAUCUGAUAUUUUGA
This is a messenger RNA of Alternaria metachromatica, 1311 nucleotides long. RefSeq lists its product as uncharacterized. Bases 1 to 1311 code for a protein of 436 amino acids. Lineage: Eukaryota; Fungi; Ascomycota; Dothideomycetes; Pleosporales; Pleosporaceae. The transcript has a single exon. The record is from RefSeq and is a predicted model, not a curated record. Gene Ontology annotation, molecular function: DNA binding.